This is a messenger RNA of Sphenostylis stenocarpa, 603 nucleotides long. NCBI's taxonomy places the organism in Eukaryota, Viridiplantae, Streptophyta, Magnoliopsida, Fabales, Fabaceae. The record is from the annotation of a GenBank genome assembly.
AUGACUUGCCCUCUUCAACUCCACCGGUUCAAUCCUACAACCGACCCAUCCACCGCCAUCGCAAACGGCGUUAACUGUCCCAAGCCGCCGCAGACCGCGCCGUCAACUCGCCGUCUGUUGCCCAAAGGAAGCGUGCCGGAAGCGGUGGGACGCCACCACGCGCACGCGGUGGGGCCCGGCCAGUGCUGCUCCGUCGUGAUCCAGGCGAUCGAGGCGCCGAUCUCCGUCGUGUGGCCGGUGGUGCGGCGCUUCGACAACCCGCAGGGGUACAAGCACUUCGUGAAGAGCUGCAACGUGGUCGCCGGCGAUGGCAUUCGCGUCGGCGCGCUUCGCGAGGUGCGCGUGGUCUCCGGGCUCCCGGCCGUGUCGAGCACCGAGCGGCUCGAGAUCCUCGACGACGAGCGCCACGUGAUGAGCUUCAGCGUCGUCGGCGGCGACCACCGCCUUAGGAGUAACGGAGGGACAGUUGUGAUCGAGUCCUACGUCGUUGACGUACCGCCCGGUAACACUAAGGAGGAGACUUGCGUCUUCGUGGAUACAAUCGUACGGUGCAAUUUACAGUCCCUGGCUCAGAUCGCUGAAACCAUGGCAAGUCAACACUGA